Messenger RNA from Rhizopus microsporus ATCC 52813, 2485 nucleotides. RefSeq names its product acyl-CoA oxidase. The record is from RefSeq and is a predicted model, not a curated record. The transcript is spliced from 5 exons. Gene Ontology annotation, biological process: fatty acid beta-oxidation using acyl-CoA oxidase; lipid homeostasis. NCBI's taxonomy places the organism in Eukaryota, Fungi, Mucoromycota, Mucoromycetes, Mucorales, Rhizopodaceae. Bases 99 to 2183 code for a protein of 694 amino acids. Gene Ontology annotation, molecular function: FAD binding; acyl-CoA oxidase activity; fatty acid binding. Gene Ontology annotation, cellular component: peroxisome.
GACUAAGUAAAAAUAUGAAAUUCAAUUUAGAAAUUUAAGAUAAAAGGCGGAGAGAUCAAAAGCUGUGUUCUUUGAUCUAUUCUUAUACAUAUAUUUUAAUGGAUAAUAACGUUGCUACUAAGUUCCCCAAAUUGGCUCCAAAGGGACCCUCUGGUGAAUUGUUGUUGGCUAAUGAAAGAGCUAAAGGUACCUUUGAUGUUGAGGAACUGUCAAAGUAUAUGUAUUCCGAAGAAUGGCUUCAAAAGAUGAGCAAGGUCCUUCAAGUAUUAGAAACAGAACCUGCGUUUGAUAAGACGAAUAGAUAUUAUCAAACUCGUAAAGAAAAGAUUACAACAUCUCUAUGGAAAGAGAAACGCUUGAUUGAGAUUGCUAGGGAACAACAAUGGGAUGAAACAGAUGUUCAAAUAGCCAACUUUUUAUAUGACCAAUCUACGCCCUUUACCUUACAUUACAACAUGUUCAUUCCUACAUUGAGAAAUCAAACGACAGAUGAACAAAAGAAGUUGUUCCUUGAACCUGCAUUAAAGCAUGAAAUCAUUGGUUGUUAUGCACAAACAGAGCUCGGUCACGGAUCAAAUGUUCAGGGACUGGAAACCACGGCCACUUAUAUACCAGAGACUCAACAAUUCGAACUUCACUCUCCUACCUUGACCUCUGCUAAAUGGUGGAUCGGUGGUCUCGGUAAGGCAGCUACUCAUGCCAUCGUCAUGGCUCGUUUGAUUACCAAUGGCAAAGAUAUGGGCCCUCACCCAUUCUGUGUUCAGAUUCGUAGCCUGGAAGAUCAUCGUCCGUUGAAGGGCAUCAUUGUGGGUGAUAUCGGACCCAAGUUUGGUUUUAAUUCAGUCGACAAUGGUUUCAUUAUGUUUGAUCAUUACCGUGUUCCUCACGUUGCCUUCUUAGCCAACUAUUCCAAGGUCAACAAGUUUACGGGAGAAUAUACCAAACCACCCAAUGCCAAGUUAUCCUAUGGUACCAUGGUCUUUGUCCGUGCUCACAUCGUUAUGAACGCUCGGGUUGCUAUGGCUAAGGCAGCUACUGUCGCUGUCCGUUAUUCCGCCGUCCGUCAGCAAUUUGUGGAUGCAGCCAACCCUCGCAAAUGGGAUAACAAAGUGAUCGAGACGCCUGUUUUGGACUAUACCAUGCAGCAGUAUCGUCUGCUCCCUGCUGUUGCCUCUGCCUAUGCCUGUUUCUUUACGGGACGUGAAAUGAUGCGUUUAUAUGACCUGAAUCAAGAAGCUGUCAAGGCCGGCAACUUUAACCUCCUGGCUGAUCUUCAUGCCAGUUCUUCUGGUCUCAAAAGUUUGACGACUACUAUGGUCAUUGAUGUGAUCGAAGACUGCCGACGUGCCUGUGGUGGUCAUGGCUACAGCAUGUUCUCUGGCUUGGGUCAAUUCUAUCAAGAUACACUUCCCAACGUCACUUGGGAAGGAGACAAUUAUAUUCUUACACAACAAACUGCACGUUACUUGCUCAAGACAUUCCGUAAUGUGAUUGCUGGAAAGGCUGAGCCAUCAGAAUACAAUCAGACGAUCAAUUACCUUACUCAAUUCAUGCAAAAUCCUAAAGCCAAGUGCCCCGCUACUAAACCAAGCGACUUCCUGAACCCCGAACUGGUCCUGUCUGCCUUUGGUUUCCGUGCUGCCUAUGGUAUUGCCAAAGUAGCCGAACAACUCGAUCGUCACGGCCGUAGCUGGAACUCAAUGUUGGUUGAAAUCGCCCGUAUCUCCAAGGCACACUGUCAGUUCAUCUUGGUCCGUAACUUUAUUGUUGCCUUACAAAACGACCGUCAAUUAGCCCAACCCCAAUACAAGCCUAUAGUCCGUGUACUUCGCUUGUUGGCUAGCUUGUUUGCUCUUCAUACGAUGGAAAAGGAGCUCUCUGAAUUUUUGGUAGCUAGCUAUCUCUCUUCAGAACAGAGCGAGAUGUUAAAGCAACAAGUGAUUCAACUCUUGGAUGAAAUUCGACCUGAAGCUGUUUCUCUUGUAGACGCAUUUGCCUUGCCUGAUUAUUACUUGCAUUCGGCCUUGGGACGGUUUGAUGGUAGAGUAUAUGAAUCAAUGACAGAGAUGGCAGAAAGAGAACCUCUGAAUCAUACCUUGGUAGUUGAUGGAUAUGAGGAAUGUAUUAAACCCUUUAUUAAGAACAUAACAACAAGCAGUCAGAUCGAGUUAGCUAAACUAUAGACUUUUUUAUAUCCUUCUUCAAUAAAUUGCAUUAUUAUUGUAAAUCCUUGUGAGAGUGUCACAUGUUAUUUUCUUUAUAUACUCCCUCCCUUUAUUAUUAUUGCUUCUCUCUCUUCUUUUAAAAAUAAAUGACUGAAAACAAUAAUAAUCAGCCACUGAUAGCUGAUAUUUUAUUACCCGAGAUUGAAAAACAAUUGAUUCAAGAUGAUUCACUUUGGCCAAAUAUUAAGGGAUUAUACGUCAUUCAUAUCACCAAGAAGAAACAGCCUAUGGCUACAUGGUACUUGUUAUUACAAGGAAAU